Messenger RNA from Lytechinus pictus (painted urchin), 4747 nucleotides. RefSeq names its product tripartite motif-containing protein 66-like. The record is from RefSeq and is a predicted model, not a curated record. NCBI's taxonomy places the organism in Eukaryota, Metazoa, Echinodermata, Echinoidea, Temnopleuroida, Toxopneustidae. The coding region runs from base 73 to 1884 and encodes 603 amino acids. The transcript is spliced from 10 exons.
AUUCAUUGUCAGUGAAAAGUUAGACAUAAGAGGACGGAUUUUGAUGAUUGUUCAGAAGCAGACGUCAUUAGAAUGGAUUCCAAUAGACCCCUGUCUGGUUGCCCGGGCAACAGGAAGUCUUUCGAGCCCGCCGGUUCUGUCAUGAAAAAGGCACAGUUGUUAGGAUUUCAGGCUAAUUCACGGAACAGUUCAGCAUUUUCUUCAGACUUCAUGCAGAGUACAAAAGAGCGUUUUACAUAUGAGUUGAACAAAGAUGACAAUAAUUGGAUGCUGAAGUGUUAUAAGGGUGUUGAAGAGAAUGGAUAUUCUACCAAUACAGUGGUAUCAGUUGAACAACGUCGAGGAACCAACAUCCUUAUCAUAGGAUGUGGGCCUGGAGGUUCUAUCUUGACAUUCAUUGAGUUUGACACCAAGAAACAAGCAGAUGAGUGGGAAAAAUUAAUCUGCAUGAUAGUUGGUAAGGAAUAUAAUCCCCCUCUUGGAAUUAGGAGGGUACAAACUGAAAUUGAAUCAAGAAGAGAAAAAAAGAAACUCACCAAGCAAACUUCCGCGCCACCAGGCUUUCUUCUAAAGAAAAAGGAGGUAAAAACUAACAAUGAAUUGGCGGGGAGAGUGAAACAUACUACUUCACGCCAAAUUAAAGAGACGAGUCCGAUUGUGGAAUUGGUCAGCACAGAGUCGUCGUCGUCAUCAUCAUCACCACCACCACCACCACCACCACCACCACCACCACCAUCAUCAUCAUCAUCACCACCAUCACCACCACCAUCAUCAUCAUCACCACCACCACCACCACCAUCAUCAUCAUCAUCACCACCACCACCACCACCAUCAUCAUCAUCACCACCACCACCACCACCAUCAUCAUCAUCAUCACCACCACCACCACCAUCACCACCACCAUCAUCAUCAUUAUCGUCAUCAUCAUCACCACCACCAUCACCAUCGUCGCCGUCGCUGUCAUUGCAUUCGACUUUGUCACCGUCCAAUUCAACCGAUUUUUCGCUGCUUUCCCAACCUAGCAGCCUAAGUUCAUUACUUGAUAGCAGGCAAUGGUAUUCUCCAUUAAUAGAUAGUGAUAUCACGGAAGGAAGAUAUAUGAGAAAGGAUCUCAUGGGUACUGUUCUUGUUGAUUUAAAUGGGAACGUCUGUGUGAAAUCAACGAAACCGGGAUCAAGAUUACACGAUGGGGAUAGAAUACUUGCAAUAGAUGCCAAGCAAUGUAUGAAUGCCCGAAAAAUGGCCAAAUAUAUUCAAAGAAACGAGUCUGAAAAGUUUUCUCUUCGUAUAAAUCAUGGAGUUCGAUGUGCUAUCUCUAAGCAUGUACAGGGCUUUCAUAUUAAUGUCAAGAGCAAUGAGAUGAUUAAAAUCGAUGUAGAAGAUGUGAUGAAAACAAUACGUCAUCUACCAUGCACUAUAUCCGGAAAUCAAAGUUCUACUCUGGCUGUUACAGACGACGUGAAUUUCACAGAAGAAACGGAAUUUCGGCAAAAUACGGUUGACGAUAAAGAAAUACCACUGGAAACUUGUACAAUCAUCCAUCUCCAACCAGAUUGUCUCCUUCAAGCAUUAUCUCAACUUGAUGGGUCAGUCAUCGGUGAAGAGCAAGGUCAAGAAUCACUUAACGAAGUGAUGUCAGACACUGACCACUCUAGUUCGGACGACAACCCUGUGGCAACCCCAGCCAUGCCAUAUGACAGUCGAAGGAAUCAUAGGGACGAAGCUUCAGAUCAACCUGAAAAGAGUCCCGCCGAUGAUCCUGCAGACAGACAGUCUCCGAGUAGCAAAGAAUACAAGGAAGUAACAUUACGAAACCAUGGUAACACAUCGCCAUCGAAAGACAGACACAGACGUGAAGGAAUGGUAUUUAACAAUGGAGAUUGAUGAGACAAUCGUUAGGCCCCUACUGACAAAGAUAAUCGAAUGAUUUUUUAAAAUAUCAUUUUGUUGCAUGUAAACGCCAACGAUCCUAUGUUUAAAAAUGAGGGCAGGGGGAGCGGUAGAAAAAUAUAUAAAUGAGCAUAAAAAGAUAGAACCAGGGAUAAGUACAUUUUCAUAUAAGAUGGGGUGGUGUUCUGGAAACGUUCUUAUCUCCGUUCUUAUCUUUUAUCUUAUCUCAUAGAGACAGAAAGACGCUAAAAUCCUCCUUUCUCAUCCUCUUCUUCCUCCUCCUACUCCUCAUCCUUCUUUUCCUUCCCUUCUUCUUCUUCUUCUUCAUCCUCAUCAUCAUCAUCACCAUCAUCAUCUCCCUUUCUUCCUCCUCUUUUUUUUGAACAAACCAUCUCGAUCUCUAAUUCCUGAUUUUGAUAUUUUACCUUUCAAUCAUUAUAAUUAUAUACAUGGAUCCCACAGGAAAUAAGCUUUUGGGUUUUCAUGUGUUAUCCUGUUCAAGCCUACCGAUUCAAAUUCCCUUCUGUUUCAUCUCUUCAUCUGUGUUACCCGAAAACUCGCCACCUUGCCAAGACAAAAUCGUCGAAACAAAAAGAUGAUAAGACCCCCUUAUCUCAGUGGCGGAAUAAGCCAAAAGUUUUGAGGGGGCUAUGUAUGGCGUAUUGCGUAAAAUUUGUUUUAAAAAAAUUGCGAGCGAGCGAAGCCAGCGAGCAAAAAUGUUGACAUUUUUAUAGCAAAAAUAAAAUUUUGUGAUAGAUUUCGAUAUAAUAUUUAAAAAAUAAUAUCAUAUUUCACCCUUCUCUCUUGUUCUACUUUUCUCAUUUUUUUCUUGAUCGAGAAGCCCCCAAGCCCCCCCCCCCUAUCUGUACGCCAGUGCCUUAUUUUCCACUUGCGUUAUAGUGAUUUGUCACUGGAUUACUAAGUGUACAGUAUUGGUCUGGUUUAUUCAUUUAAACAGGUUGUUUCUUAUGAAAGGUUUGUUAAUGUAUAGUCACUUUCAUAAAUUAUUAUGUAUUACACUAGAUUAAGAUUGCAUAUCCCUACUUAUGCAGUUGUACAUAACGAAUUCAUGUAUUUAUACACCUGUGCAAUUACUUAUAUUUAAUGUUUAUUAUAUUCAAUGUAACUAUCAAAAUACCGAUUUGUUGAUGAAACAAUGUGAAAGACUGUUUUUUGCUGGGAGAGUUGAGUAAGAAACAGUUUUUGUAAUUAGUAUGAAUUUUUAUCUAUCAUGUCUAUCUUGCCAUAAUUAUUAUUUAUUUAUUUAAUUCAGUUUCAAUUAAAAAACAUAUUUUUUCUUAUUUCCAACGAAUUUGUGGAUCAUAUAUAAGCCAUAAAUUUAGCCUAUCUUGUAAUAUAUGCAUGCACUACACUAUAUGAAUAUAUCAGAAAUAUGUUUAAACAAAAAUUUAUCAAGUAAUACUGCAGUUUGAAAAUGAGAUGUAAAUUAUAAGUGUUAAGCUGGAAACUACAUAAAUUCAAGUUACAUUAUUCUUGUUGUAAUCGUCUUCUAUUCUUUGUAUUUUACUUGUCCCAUUCCAUUGGUAUGUCAUUUCUUUAAUACUUUCUAUUGUAUGUAUUUUUAUUCAUAUAAAGUUGUUCUUGUAUAUUUAACAUUUCUGUACGCAAUAUUUUAACAGAUACUGUACUGGUUUCAUGUACACCACGUAUUCUUUCGUGGGCAUAAAGGGACCACACAAACUAGACGUUUCGACAAGUGUGUCCAAGUUCAGGAGAAUGAGCAAAAGCUUUAAAGAAGGCUAGAUAUUUCAGGGUGCCUGCUUUAUGUUGAUUUAUUUCAAUAAAACAUACAUUUUUUUCAUUAUUCUCCUGAACCAAAUAAACAUACUUGUCGAAACGUCGAGAUUGUGUGGUCCUGAAACUACGAAAGAAAACGAACCGUGAUACUACUACACUCUUCUUCUUUGCCAUGGAAACUUUCAAAAGUUAUAUUUUAACAUAAACGUGAUAAUAAAUAUUUAUAUGUCAUAAAAGAUAUGUAUUAUAAUCAAGUCAUAUAGAUUUCUUUAAACCCUACUUAAUCGGUUAUCACCCUUACAUAUUACUAAAAUAACUAUAUUCACAUCACUUAAAUGUCAUUAUCCAAGACUCCAAGUACCCAUUAUUUAUAUUUUAGGUCGUCUGCCUAUUACACUCUUAAAAAUGUUGGGCAACAUACUGUCCACUCAAUUAUUGGUUAAAAAUUUAUCAAUUCUGGGUAGUUUUAAACCAAUAAUGUGUCCUUUGGGUGAAGACUACACAGUGUUGGUUGAAAUAUACCCAAAGUUGGAUAACUUUUUAAAACUAAUUGUUGUGUGGACAGUAUGUUGCCCAGCAUUUUAAGAGUAAAGACUACUGUGGUGACUACCCUGCCCAAUACGUAUUCGUGAUGAUAUGCAAACAAUAAAAUUCUUUAUAUUAACAGGGCAUGUUGCAUAAAAGAACAAUUCUGGUAUUUUUAAUUUGCCAAAGGUUUUCAAUGUGUUAAGUUUCAGCGGCAUAUUUUGUUUGCCAGAGGUUUUUUUAAUGGCAAAAGAUUUAUGCAACCGGCCACAGGUAGGUGUUUCAUUAUACAUAACAACUGGAAUAUGUACUUAGUUUAUAUUAUGCACAACUAAGUAAACAACCCUAUUCAGCUGACUUCAAGUCAGUAGCAGGGAUCAAUAAGCACAACAAAGGGUCACCAAACGAGCGUAAAGUCACUCAUCAAUUUAGUACGAGCAGCUUCAUGAAACACAAUAGUCGAAAGGUAAUGUUCAUUUUGUAAUCUAUGCCAUAUCAAUUCAUUAAUGACCAGGUUCUAUGGAAUUUAUACAAGUUCUGUAAUUUCAGGGAUAAUUAAAAGUUUUAAACUCAA